AUGGGCAAACUAGCAGGGGAGGGACUGCUUGUCAUCGAGUGGACGCUCAUCGGCAUCGCCUUCUGCCUCAUCCUCGCGCGGCUCUACCUUCGAAUAUUUCACCUCAAGUCGGGAUUCGUCCUCAGCGACGCCUUCAUCGCCGUGGCCUUCGCGGCCGGCGUCUCGUUGAACGCGGUCGACGUCACGCUGUACCAGAGGGGCAUCUACGCUUCGUCCGUCGACUUCAGGAUGACCACAUGGGUGGCGUCAGAGGAGGAUUCAGUUCGCGUCUACAGGGCGCUCUAUUUCUUGUAUUUCCCGUUCUACAUUGAACAGUACUGCAACAAGGGGACGCUCCUUGCCCUAUACUAUGAGAUUUUUGGCAAUGGCUCUGCCAAGAUCAGGAUCUCGCUGGCCUGCAUCGUGUUGUACUGUAUCGCCGGCUUCAUCACGACCAUCUGCAUAAUAUUGUUCCUCUGCAGGUGGGGUUGCUACUGGUCUUACAGUCAGAGCUGCCCCCUUCGGUGUUGGGAAGUGAGCGACAAUCUUGGAUGGGCUUUCCACUUCACCUCGGACAUCCUUAUAUUUAUCCUUCCGCUCGUCUGCAUCAGCAGGCUGAAUAUGUCGAAGGCGCAAAAGAUCAGUGCCGGCGUUACUUUCUGCAUCGGCUUGAUCAACAUCUUCAUCACCAUUGCACGAUGGUUCGUGGUCCAAGCUGUAUUCACGCCGGUGCCCGCUCUCAACACAGGCGAAGCUAUGGCGGUCUCAGAUGGGCACAUUGGCCUCAUAGUCAGCAUCUUGCCCUCCCUCCGCCCAUACCUGCGUAUUUGGCAGAAACAGGCGGGGUCGCGGGGUUGGAAAAUUGGCAGCCCAUUCGAGGGCCGCUCCAAAGACGUAACUUUAUCUACGUCUCAAGUCAUGUCCACCGCCGGGACUUCCAGCAGUAAGGCCGAAUACAAGGACCGUGCUUAA
This is a messenger RNA of Colletotrichum graminicola M1.001, 951 nucleotides long. RefSeq lists its product as uncharacterized. NCBI's taxonomy places the organism in Eukaryota, Fungi, Ascomycota, Sordariomycetes, Glomerellales, Glomerellaceae. The transcript has 6 exons. The record is from RefSeq and is a predicted model, not a curated record. Bases 1 to 951 code for a protein of 316 amino acids.